Paramecium pentaurelia is the source of this 703-nucleotide messenger RNA. NCBI's taxonomy places the organism in Eukaryota, Ciliophora, Oligohymenophorea, Peniculida, Parameciidae. The record is from the annotation of a GenBank genome assembly.
AUGAAAGUGUCUUAAAUCUUUUUCACUAUAACUAAACAAGUUCAUUACGGAGAAGCCAUAUAUAUAGUCUUCGAUUUCUAAAAUUGGGAUUUAACAAAGGCUAUUAAAAUGGAAUGUUUAAAGGUAUUACUAAAUUUCAUUUAUUAAUAGAAUGAUUAAUGGACUAAAGUAAUCGAUAUCUCCUGUUCAUCCUUCGAAUAUAAGUAUGUUAUUGGAUAGUACAAUAACAUAUUUGAUUAGGAAAUUCUUUGGGAAUAAGGGUAAAAUAGAUCUUCAGAAAACUUGAAAAUAUUGGAAAUGAAUUAAAGUAAAAUUUAAUUCGAAGAUGUUUGGGAGAAAAGAAAUUUAAUGUUCUUCUUACUUGACAAAAAAUUGAAUAAGAAAAGUAAAAAGAAUCAUGAACAUGACAUUUUAUUAUUUGGAUAAGCAAAGGCCUUAAAUUCACCAGGUAGAUUUACAAAAUGUUAAUUAAACUAAAAUACAUAACUAUACUUUAUUAUUUUACAACUUGAACUUGAUGAAAUUAUCAAUCCAAAGGAGGUUCAAAUCUAUAUGAAAGUCUAAUUAAAAAAAAGUAAUUAUAAUAUAAAUUUUAGGAUAUAUAGAAAUAAUCUCAAAAAGUAUUAAACUUAACUUCAGAAAUUAACCUGUAAAUAUAUGCGAAGAUAUCUUAAUACACUCUUAAUGUUAUUUUCUCAAUUGA